This is a messenger RNA of Mytilus californianus (California mussel), 8551 nucleotides long. RefSeq names its product serine/threonine-protein kinase BRSK2-like. Gene Ontology annotation, molecular function: tau-protein kinase activity; ATP binding; protein serine/threonine kinase activity. Gene Ontology annotation, cellular component: cytoplasm. Gene Ontology annotation, biological process: protein phosphorylation; intracellular signal transduction; microtubule cytoskeleton organization. The record is from RefSeq and is a predicted model, not a curated record. Lineage: Eukaryota; Metazoa; Mollusca; Bivalvia; Mytilida; Mytilidae. The transcript is spliced from 20 exons. The coding region runs from base 300 to 2405 and encodes 701 amino acids.
UGUUUCGGAUGCUGAAGAUGUUAUGAUGAAUCAGAGACUGGUUAAAAAGGAUGCUAAAUUUAGUCUGGAAAGUGUUUAAUUUAUAGAAAUUAAUGCAAUGUCUACCAAUAAUCUAAAAUAUUCAAAUAGACGCAAAAAACAUAUUGGAUUUACGCGUUAUCAACACAUGGUUUUGGGUGGAAAUUGGAAAAUGUUUUCCGGUGAAUAGUAUUGAUCUGUUAUAUGUUAAUGACAGUGGUUCUACUUGGGAAAUUUAUGUGGCAUUUUAUUAAGUUUUCUUAUAAACGUUUUAUGAUACAAUGUCAAGGUCCCAGCGGAUGUCACUUCACAGAGACGAACAGUAUGUUGGACCAUAUAAGCUGGAGAAAACACUCGGAAAGGGACAAACAGGUCUUGUGAAGCUUGGUGUUCAUUGUGUGUCAGGAAAACGUGUAGCCAUAAAGAUUGUCAAUAGAGAGAAACUUAGUGAAUCGGUUUUAAUGAAGGUCGAAAGAGAAAUAGCCAUUAUGAAGCUUAUAGAACAUCCACAUGUGCUAGGACUAUUUGACGUAUAUGAAAACAAAAAAUACUUAUAUCUGGUACUAGAACAUGUGUCUGGUGGAGAAUUAUUCGAUUAUCUGGUGAAGAAAGGUCGGCUCACACCAAAAGAGGCACGAAGGUUCUUCAGACAAAUUAUCUCAGCUUUAGACUUCUGUCACAGUCAUAACAUAUGUCACCGUGAUCUCAAACCAGAGAAUUUACUUCUGGAUGACAAAAAUAAUAUACGGGUAGCUGACUUUGGUAUGGCAUCAUUACAAGUGGAAGGAUCCAUGUUAGAAACUAGCUGCGGGUCGCCUCAUUAUGCCUGUCCAGAGGUCAUAAGGGGAGAAAAGUAUGAUGGUAGAAGGGCAGAUGUUUGGAGCUGUGGUGUUAUACUUUAUGCAUUAUUAGUUGGAGCACUUCCUUUUGAUGAUGACAAUCUUAGGCAGCUUUUAGAAAAAGUGAAAAAAGGCGUAUUUCACAUUCCACAUUUUGUUCCGCCUGACUGCCAGAAUUUACUACGAGGGAUGAUAGAAGUAGAUCCAGAGAAACGAUUAACACUAGAAGAUAUUCAUCGACAUCCAUGGGUGAUAGCGGAUUCUCAAGGUCAUAUUGAAUUAGAACAACCAGUGGCACAGAUUGUGCAGACUUCUAUCAUACCAGAUAUACAAGAUUUAGACCCUGAUGUUUUAUCAACUAUGAGUUCUUUACAGUGCUUUAAAGAUAAAGACAAAUUAAUACAGGAAUUACUUAAUUCCAAACACAAUACAGAAAAAGUAGUCUAUUUUCUCCUCCUAGACAGAAAACUCAGGAAUCCCAGCAUUGAAGAUGAAAUUGAUAUCAAAACCAGAUCUGAAUCAGCUGAUCCUCCAAGAAAAAGAAUUGAUGCUGUUCAGUUAAAUGGGCAAAAUGGUCAACCACGAUUAUCCCUAGGAAGUAUUAGUGAAGGCUCACCUACUGCCUCUCGACGAGCUUUAGCUGUUCAAAGAGUUAGAAAAGCCAGUCUGUCAGGUAGUACAAGUAGUUCUCCGGUUACCAGUCCACAAAUGUCUCUCCGUCGUAUUCCCCCACACAGUCCUUCAGCAACGCCACCUGGUUCUCCGAGCAAUGUAGCCAACACACCAUGGAAAUCAAGACUGCAUACGAUCAAAAACAACUUCCUAGGAUCUCCACGAUUUCAUAGACGUAAACUACAAGGUACUCUUAUGAUGAACGGUAAUAUUAUGGAAAUGGAUUACUUAGAAGUGCCUACAGAUGAUGUGUCCUUGACACCUGAGUCAUCACCUGAAAUGACAAAGAAAUCUUGGUUUGGUGCUUUGAUGGGAUCAGACAGAGAAGAAUUCCAUUUUCUAACAGGGCAAGAUAAAACCAUAAGUCAAGUUAAAGCUGACCUCAUUCAUGCAUUCCUAUCAACUUCCGAUUUAAGUCACAGUGUUGUGUCCACAUCAACCUUCAGAGCAGAGUAUCGUAGAACCAGUAAUACAUCUAUGUUUUCUCGUAGUGUACGGUUCCAAGUGGACAUAACUCCAGCUCAUACAACAGGGGUUACUACAGGAACCAUGUAUUGUUUGACCUUCUCACUUAUAUCAGGACCAUCACGUAGAUUUAGACGAGUUUGUGAACAUUUACAAAAUUUAAUGUUAGGUCCAAGAGGUGAUGCUUUAAACCAGAGAAAAGUCAGUACAGAUAGUACAUCAUCUUAUUCAUCAGAAACAGGACUUUCUCCAACACACAGCUGUUCAGCAAGGGAUAAUGGGGAUGAAGAGGUAUUUGAGAAGUUACGAGUUUCUAAAACUCCCACACCAGUCCGAAGGGAAGUACCCCGUGUGAUAACUAAUGGGAAAAAAGUAUUAGUCGAUCAUCAUUAUCGUAAAGAUAAAGUAUGACGAAGAAUAUGCAUAUGUGUUGAAGCCAAAAUGAUGGAGUACAUGGUUGUGUGUAAGACAGGGAUCAUUACAUUACGUUAUCAUAUUCAUCCAAAUAUUGUAAACAGGACCAAUCGUAUAUUUGGUUUAUCUAUCUUUGCACACUGAUAGUCAUCAGUGAAAAGUCAUUUAAAUCUAAAUUACACAUAGCAUAUUUCAGCUCAUAAGCUCAUAUUUACACAGACUCUUAUUAUCUAAAAAUUCAGAAUUUAAAAUGGAUAUUUUGCCUCUCCUGUAAUAAUUAUCACUGAAGAUGAGACAUAUGCAUGCUGAUCUAGUGGGAACAAGGUAAACCUUCUAUAUAAUGAUAUAGAAUUUAAAUAAAAGGGCUGACUGAUUAUAAAAAAAACCAACAUUAUACUGCAGCUAGCACAUUUCCUGUUGUCUUUCUUUAUUAACCAAAAAUAUUCAAGUGAUAAUUCUUGCAAUGUCGAUUUUUUUUACAUCAAUUUUUUAUCAUCUUCCAUAUUAAACUUUUUAAAAAAUCAUUUUCUCCGAAACCACUAAACAAAUUUCAACCCAAUUUGACUCGAAUGAUCUUAAAGUUAUCUAGUAUAAAAUUUUUGUUUUAUGUCCCCACCAAUAGGCCACCAUAUAAUAGAUAGAGAAAAUCUGAUGGAGUAAAAAUGUUUUCUUUAGAAACCAUCGCACUAGGGGUCAGUUAUUUCAAAAUUAUAUUGGUCAAUAUUCUCAUACAUCUUAUCGCUAUUUAGUCCAGUCCAGAAAAAUUGUCACUUAUACAACUUUCUGGUUGGGUCUUGUGUCUCAAUAACAAAGGUCACCAGUAAUGAGCUGAAUGAGAAAAAAGCUAAGAGAGUGAACAUUGUGAAAUUUUAAUGGUCUAUGAUCCAAUUUUUUUCAAUACACAAAUUAAGGUCAAAAAAUGAUUUGUUUGAAGUGUGUAUGAUGGGUUAAAUAUGUCUCUUUGAAAAGCUUUAUGAACAAUACAUUGUUUAAACAGGGCCCCAGAUAGCUUCUACUGGUUUGAGAAGUUCUGGAAAGCUUUAUAAACAAUAAUUUGUUUAAACAGGGCCCCAGAUUAGCUUCUACUGGUUUGAGAAGUCAUGAAAAAGUUGUGUAAUUUCAGAACUUAUCCCUAUUUGAAUGAAUAGCGAUAAGAUAUAUUGUCAGGCCAGUUUAUAUGGACAGAUUAUUUUAAUAUAUACCUUUAAGUUGAGGAAAAUUUACUAUUAUAAAUUGCUUAUUUGAACAAGAAAUGCUGUAAAAUGAGAGUGAAGUAUCAAGAAAUAUGUUGUUUUUUCUCUUGAUAUAUGGAAUUUUCUGACCUAAUGUAAUGUAAUUUAAACAUGGAUUUUUAAAGAUGUCUUUUUGUACAAUUUAUAAUGCAUUGGUACAAAUCUUUGCUGAUUGUUAACUUUACUUGCAGAGAUUUAAAGAAUUCAUUUAGCCUGAAUUUUUAUAUAUUUUUUUCUGCAGUGCAGAAGGCUAUUUUAUUCUGUUUUAAAUUGUGAGUAGUUUGCUCUUAAAAGUGAAAAUGUCUGCAUCACCUUAUGUUAUUUUGCUGUUAUUAAAUAAAACAUAGGAGCUAGGUUAAAAGUGUAUAUGACAUAACUAAUCAGUAAUACAAAGAAUAUCUAGAAGUGCAAUGAAAGGUUCUCACAAGCAAACUUGUAUUUUUUUCAACAGGCAGUAAGCCUCUUGAUAAAUAUUGCUGUCAAAAAUCCUUACAAGUUAGCUUUGGUAGUUCCAGAUGACUGUUUUGUGAGUCAUAAUUUAAUUCAGUAUCUGUUUUGACAAAACCUUUGUGAUGUCCUCUUUAUGUUAUAUGGGUAACCAUGAGUUGUGAUUAUAUAAUACUGCAUUUUGGUUAACUGACCAUUUACAUCGUUCCAUAAAAAUCAUGUCUUGUUGAUGACUGCAAGAUGGAGAGAAAAAUAAUAUUUGUUAAACCUUAAUUACAUAAAACCAGUGAUAAUCAAAUAAAACAGUCCAAAGUAGGUCAUUUCGAUGAAUCAUUUUGUACAUUUCAUUUACACUGUGUAGCAUCACCACCAGUUAGAGGUUCCCCCCAAGUGGUCAAAUUCAUCUUAAUUUCAUUAUAUUCUACCUUUUGCUGUCAAGUAAAGUUUUGUGAUAGUGAUUCCUAAUAAUAUAGCUACUAUUAAGGGCUGAUUACUAUCCUUAAUUGGCUUUCUAUCUCUUCAAAUCAUCAGAAUUGGAUAGGGGGUACCUGUUCAACAAAGCAUGUGACGAGCUCAAACUUGUUAAAAACACUUUUAUCCUUCAACUAUUCAUUUGAAGUUUUCGUAGAACAAAGGUAUAUCAUAUUUAAGCUUGAACAACACUGUAUUUCUAAAUAAACUAUUGUUUACACAGAGAAAUUCAUGUUAAAGAAGUGGAUAAAUUGUAUGGCGAAUAGUUGUUUACUGUAUGGGGAUUAAAAUAGAAACUUUUUGCUAUCAUUGUUUCCUUGCUUCGAGGGUACCUUUAUUCGAUGGUGAUGCUACACAGUGUUUUAUCAUUUUUUGCUGAAAUUACACCAUUUAAUAUAAUGAAAAUCACACUUAUCAUAGUUAAUGAAUUAUGAUAUUGUGGUAAUUGAUUUAUUUUACUUAAAUAAGUGAUCACUGAUCAAGCAAUGUUUUAAUAGGGUUUGGUUACAUGAGUGUAAUUGUUUUAUAAGUAAAAUUAAUUGAUGAGAUUAAUAAUUGAUGAUUGGGCUGAUUGAAUACAAAACCUUCAAAUAUAACAUUGGUACCGUGAAAAUAAUUUUCUGUGGUGUUCUUUCUGUUUAGAAUAUUGUUAUGACAUACAUAAUAAGAAAGUAUUUACAUGUUAGAGCUAAUUUCCUUAUGCUUGUAGAAUAUGACUUUGGUUAGCUUGCUUGCUUUGUUUGUAUAAAUGUUUGCUCAAUCAUUGUAAUUAAGAUUGACAACUGCAAACAAUAUAAAUAGGCAGAGUUAAACCUGUAUACAUUAUACUUAAAUCUAGCUUAUUAAAUAUGUUUACAUGUACAGUGGGUGUUAUAACCUCCACGAUAACAUCCAAUCAAAUUUAAGCAUAAUGUAUACAGGUUUAACUAGGCCUAUUUAAAUUGUUUGCAGAUGUCAAUCUUAAUUACAAUGCUUGAGCGAACGUUUAUACAACAAACAAACAAGCAAGCCAAACAAAGUCUUACUCUUCAAGCAUUAGGAAAUUAGCUCUAGAAAGCCUGACUGAUUGGAUUCUAUCACUUCUUUUAUUUUUUAAUUUCAAUUUUAUUAAAAGACAAAUGAGGAGUUAUGAUUUGGCCCAUGAAAUUGUAAAAAUUGGAAACUUAUUCAAUUCUUUCAAAAUUAUGUUUAUUUUAUUGAUAAAUGGAGAGGUUAAUAUAACAUGGACACUUUAGUGCUGAAAAGUCACUUGUGAUAUCACUCUGAUUUCAUAAACGUUGAAAUUUACAUAUGGUUGACCUAAAAUGGUAAUUUCAUGAUUAGUUUAUGGUAAAAAUAUAUUAGAACAGCAGCUUUACCCAAAAAGAUAUUUGACACAUUUUAAGAUCUUUGUAUAAUACAUUUUGUAGCAAAAUAUCUUGUUGGGUAAAGCUGUUGCUUAUUAGUCCCCUCCUGACGAAGUCGAAGGGGACUUUAGGUUUGCACUCCGUCCGUCUGUCUGUCUGACCAUCUGUCUGUCCGUCCUUCUGUCAGUCCGGCAAAUCAGUUUUCCACACUUUUUUUCUUCAUGCUUGAAGAUAUUGAUUUGAUAUUUGGUAUGUUGUUUUAUCAUGAAAAGUUACAGAUCAAGUUCGAAUUUUGUUUCGGUUUGAUAAUUUUGUGCAGAGUUAUGGUCCUUGGACUUGGAAAAUUCACUCAAAUAUUCAGUUUUCCGCAUUUUUUUUCGUCAUUCUUGAAGAUAUUGAUUUAAUAAUUGGUACAUUGUUUUAUCAUGACAAGUUACAGACAAAUUUUGAAUUUUGUUUCGGUUUGAUGAUUUUUUGCAGAGUUAUGGUCCUUGGACUUAGAAAAUUCACUUAAAUUAUCAGUUUUCCACACUUUUUUUCGUCAUGCUUGAUGAUAUUGACUUGAUAUUUGUUAUAUAGUUUACACCAUGACAAGUUAUAGAUCAAGUUAGCAUUUUGUUCCAGUACAAUUAAUUUUUAACUGGUAGGGGACUAUGUAUUGCCAUAUGCAAUACUCUCAGAAUGCUUGUAUUUAAAUAUUAAUGACAAGAUCUCAAAAUGAGGCUAUUUUGGCAGUUUUUGCUGUUUUGCACUUGAUAUAAGAAGUUUGAAGCCAUAAUGCCAGUAUGUAAGACAAAAUUCAAAAAUAUAAAUACUGAUGUCUGACAGACGUGUUAUAAACAAUUCAAGGAUGUUAUUUGAUAGAUUAUUAUACUUUUUGAUUUUUAAAUUUAAGGGGUAAAAAAAAAUGGCCUUAUCAUACCUCCUUCUUUGCUGAUGAGCAUAAAAAGUGCCUCAAACUUGCUUAUUGGCGUCCACUGAUUUGCUUUAAACUCUCAAGUUACACUUUUUCUAUAAGAUUUAUUCAUAAUGGUUAAAAGAGAAACUAUAAAUGAAAAAUUAUAGUGAUUAUUUUUUUUUAAUUUUCAUUAGAAAAAAUUAAAUCAGAAGAAAUAAAAUCCAGAUUUGUGAGAAUUAAAAAAAACAUGAAGAAAAAGAACCAAUUACUUUCUUUAAGACAUUCAUACCACAUAUUUUGAAAUAUUGCACAUGUAUUAACAAUAUCCAUAGGGUUAAAUGUAACCGAUUUUAAAGAAUUAAAUGUAAUCGUAUGUCAAACAUUUCAGAAUUAUAUACAGAUUUUGUACACCAUUUAUGACAUUGUAUAAGAAUGUAUUUCUUAGGUCUUUCAUUAAUAUAACAAGACUCAGAACACCCGACCAUACUCAUGUUAUGUACAUAUGAUAUAGUAUAGGGUUAUUGUAUGAGUAUUUGUGAAAAAUGUCCCAAGUAGAUUUUUAUAUUGCAUGAGUUUGCAAGUACAAUAUUUAUUCUACCAGGGAUAUUAUUAUACCUUACACUAAGAUGUCGUUAAAUGAAUUUGGAUACCCUGCAUUUAUCAUGCUUAUCAUUAACAUAUUGUCAAAUCGCUGAAAGCCCCCUUCCUAAAUGAUUGAAAACUAUCAUUCUGCAUUAACAAUAAUAUCUUGGUGUAAAUUAGUUACACCCAUUUGGGCAAACGUGUAUCUAAUACUUACAAAAAUAAUGAACAAUUCUAUUAGGUAACACAUUAUCAUGUGACCAUGAAUAAUUCAGUUAAUUUUCAUUUGAAUAUAAGGAAGGAAGAAUAACCCUAAAACUUGACACCCAGCGAUGAAUAACCCUUUUAUUCAUUAGUGAAUAACCUUUUGAGCUUCUUGAUUUGUAUGCAAGUUAUCUCCCAUCAAAAUGAUGUCAUAGAUGUAUGUAAACAAAAUGGCAACAACGAAGUAAAAAUUCUAUCGAGUGACGAGGAAAGAGACUUGGAAAUUCUCACUAAGGGCACUUUUCAGGGCCAUCAUUAAUUUUCAGAAAGAGUCUACCUUUGUUGUACAAUAAAUUCUAAAACACAAAAUAAUUCUCUGGCGUAAGUAUUUUAACAAUCUGUUACUACAGUAAGGCACAUGCUUCUUUAACAUGUAUCUAAAUACCCUAUAUAACUGUUAGUUCGGUCUACAGUAAGGUACAUGCUUCUUUGACAUGUAUCUAAAUACCCUACAACUGUUAGUUCGGUACAAUAAAACAAUUGGGGCCCUUAGAAGCUGUGAAUAUCCAAAUUGUCAAACCUAAAAAUUAAUUUCACUUCGGGCUGUGUUAGGAUUGACAAUUUUAAAUAUCCACCUUUACUGUGGGCCAGUAUUGUAUCAUAAUAUUCACAAAUAUUCAUGCAAUAACCCUUUUAUUGUAUAUUAAAGCUUGAACAACUGUUUAAAACAUAUUUUUGUCACCAUAAUUUUAAUGUAUCCUUAAACAAUAUUUUAGAGUUAUCCAUACCAAAGGAUACAGUAUUUUGUAUGAUUUGUUGAUUUUGUACAUACAUUAACCAUCUUGUAGAAAUGGACAGGUGUUUUGAGUAUUGUAAUAUUACAUUAAACUUUGAUAGCUGAGUCAUUGUAUGCAUUAAUGAUGUAGUGAUAAAUACAUAAAUAAAAAACAUUGUAUAAACAAA